This is a messenger RNA of Miscanthus lutarioriparius, 801 nucleotides long. The record is from the annotation of a GenBank genome assembly. NCBI's taxonomy places the organism in Eukaryota, Viridiplantae, Streptophyta, Magnoliopsida, Poales, Poaceae.
AUGGCUUUCCUUGUCGCUGUACAGGGUCAUCUGCACACCUAUAGGGUCUGCGACGAUGUCUGGACCUUCAUUCUAACAGAUGCAGCCUUCAAGAGCGCUGAUAUUCAAGAAACACUGAGCAAGAUGGAUCUCAACGCCAUGGUGGCCGCCUGCUACGCCCUUCCAGUACUCGUCUCUGUGCUCACAGUCCGCUUCUUCUACGUGCUGUGGCACAGUGACCAACCAGCAUCAAGGCCACGCACCACCGGAUUGCGUUGUCUCAUCGUCCUUGGCUCCGGAGGGCAUACUGCAGAAAUGAUGAAUAUUGUAACAACACUUCAGAAGGAUAGGUUCACACCAAGAUACUAUGUGGCUGCACUUACUGACAACAUGAGUCUUCAAAAGGCACAGGUCUAUGAGCAAUCACUUAUUCAGAGCGAUGGAAUGAAGACUGCCGAGAACGCUCAUUUCAUGCAGAUAUAUCGUAGUCGUGAAGUAGGCCAGUCUUAUAUUACAUCCAUCGCAACAACAUUGCUAGCCACAUUGCAUGCUAUGUGGCUAGUAAUAAGAAUCAGACCACAAGUGAUAUUUUGCAAUGGUCCAGGGACAUGCUUUCCUCUAUGCAUCUCAGCUUUCCUUCUGAAGGUGCUUGGUUUGGGAUGGUCCUCCAUUUUCUACAUUGAAAGCAUUGCAAGAGUGAAGAAGCUGUCAUUGAGUGGUUUGCUGCUGUACAAGCUACGGAUAGCUGACCAGUUCUUUGUGCAGUGGCCCCAGCUGCAGCAUGAGUAUCCCCGAGCAUGCUACGCUGGUCAUUUGAUGUAA